AUGCCUCCAAAGCCUCCGUAUGAUCCAACAGGAGUCCAGGCAUUUUCAAUCCCAUCAUUCGAGUUCAUCAGCGGGGUGACGAAAGACAUCAAAGUCGCCUAUAGAUCUUUCAAUCCCACUGCUACCAAAACAGCUCUCAUACCAACAUGUUAUGGCGGACGUAUAAACACCACCCAAAAUUUCACGACCGGGGCCUUGAAAGACUACCAUGUAAUAGUUGUUGCAACAUUAGGGAAUGGCGAGUCCUCCAGUCCUUCUAAUGACGAGGACUUUCCAAAGGAUUAUUCGCUGAGAUAUUCGGAUUGUGUUAAUGCACAGUACAAGCUGCUUACUGAGCACCUUGGGAUAAAGCAUCUAGAUGUUGUGAUAGGCUUUAGUAUGGGUGGACAACAAGCCUACCACUGGGCAGUGAUGCAUGGAUCUGUGGAUAAUCCGUUUGUGAAAAAUGUGGUUGUUAUAUGUGGAAGCGCCAAAACAUCUGGUCAUAACUACGCUUUCCUUGAAGGCCCAAUCGCAGCCUUGACCACCUCUUACGACUAUGACAACGGUAACUAUAAGAAGAACAACAUCAAACCAACACAAGGGUUGCGAGCUUUCGGGAGAGCCUACGCAGCAUGGCUGACCAGUGCAGAAUGGUUCAGACAAGAGCUGUGGAGGAAAUCGGGAUAUCCGUCCCUCCAGGCAUAUCUCCACCCUCCCAUAGGAGAAGCUGCGUACGAGAGCUGGGAUGCGGAAGAUAUGCUCGUCUUGGCACGUAUGUGGCAAGCGGGCGAUAUUGCCAUGGUUGGAGGCAGUGGCGAUUAUAAGAAAGCUCUAGAGGGUAUACAUGUAAGGGUCUUGGUUAUGCCGAGUCAGACCGACCAGUAUUUUCCUCCGGAGGAUGGGGAGAAUGAGGUGAAGUAUCUGAAACAAGGCAUUUUUGCACCAAUUCCGACGAUUUGGGGACACAUUGCUGGGGGCGGAGUAAAUGAGGAGGAUUAUAAGUGGAUGAACGAGACUAUUGGGACCUUCUUGAUGGAUACGUGA
Cadophora gregata is the source of this 1026-nucleotide messenger RNA. RefSeq lists its product as uncharacterized. The record is from RefSeq and is a predicted model, not a curated record. Gene Ontology annotation, molecular function: acyltransferase activity, transferring groups other than amino-acyl groups. Bases 1 to 1026 code for a protein of 341 amino acids. The transcript has 3 exons. NCBI's taxonomy places the organism in Eukaryota, Fungi, Ascomycota, Leotiomycetes, Helotiales, Ploettnerulaceae. Gene Ontology annotation, biological process: biosynthetic process.